Molecule: messenger RNA, 2616 nt
Organism: Plasmodium coatneyi
Lineage: Eukaryota; Apicomplexa; Aconoidasida; Haemosporida; Plasmodiidae
Product: Dna mismatch repair protein mlh1
Exons: 1
Coding region: 1-2616 (871 amino acids)
Biological process (GO): mismatch repair
Cellular component (GO): MutLalpha complex
Molecular function (GO): ATP hydrolysis activity; ATP binding; ATP-dependent DNA damage sensor activity
Source: RefSeq, a predicted model, not a curated record
AUGGAGGAACGUAACACAGUGAAUGGAGGUGGAGAGAGUAACUGCCCGUCCAGCGACAGGCGAAUCAUCAAACUGGCUGAGGAGGACAUAAACCGAAUUGCAGCUGGGGAAGUUAUUAUCCGUCCAUGUAACGCGUUAAAGGAGCUGAUCGAGAACAGUCUUGAUGCGAAUUCAACAAACAUAAGUGUGCACCUGAACAAGGGGGGGUUGAAGUCACUACAAAUAAUAGACGAUGGAGAUGGAAUACAUAAGGAUGACCUUCAAAUUGUGUGCGAAAGAUUUACGACAAGCAAAAUAACAAACCAUAAAGAUAUUCGGUCGAUUAAAACCUUUGGUUUUAGAGGAGAAGCAUUGUCCUCCAUUUCGCACGUCUCCUACUUAACCAUAACGACGAAGAAGAGAGGGGCCCCUUUUUGCUACACAUGUUCCUACAAAGAUGGAAAACCCACACAGGAAGAGCCGACCGUCUGUUCAGGCAAAGAUGGAACCAUAAUAAGGUUCGAUGAUUUGUUCUACAAUAUGAACUCUAGGCUAAGAGCGCUAAACCAUAAUGAUGAAUACAAUAAGUGUCUUGAGGUGUUGCAAAAGUAUGCAAUUCACUACCCCCAUGUUGCUUUCACGUGUAAGAAGUGGCUCAGUAACACCGUCGAUUUGAGCACACAGGGGGUGGGGAAAGGCAUUGGUGGGUUGGGGGGCAUUUACGUUAUUAAAGGGAAACGGAAGGAGUUAUUCCGCGAGAUUGCCACGAUGGGGGAGGCCACCGAACAGCCAGGUAAUAACCUCCUACAUGGGGAAAACACCCCCCCUACAGACAGACACACAGAAACAGACGAAGCAUGCACCUACACAGAGGUUGAGAAGAAAAUCCUCGAAGAGGAGAAACAUCUGGACACAAAUUACGAAACGAAUUUAAACAACGUAAAGUUAACCAUUCAAAAAAUAUACGGCAGGAAUAUUUCUAAAGAGCUGAGUUGUAUUUUCAUAAAAGAGAAAAUCCCCACCUUUUUCAAGUGCUAUGGGCUGAUAAGUAACCCUACCUAUGGAGGGAAAAAGGGCAGCUACAUCUUUUUUAUAAACGAUCGUCUGGUCGAGUCGGGGAUACUAAAACGGAUGUGCGAAAGUCAAUAUGCUAACUUCCUUGCCAAGGGGAAUUACCCCUGGGUUUAUCUGUCCAUACGGCUAAAGUACGACAUCGUGGAUGUAAAUGUGCAUCCUACAAAGAAGGAAGUGCACUUCCUCUACCAGGAGGAGAUAGCCAUGCUGAUUUCGAAGCGGAUAGAAGAAUUUCUGAAGAAUUUUCACAACGCCAGAAGCUUCGGGGCGCCCACCGUCAACAUGGUACAAACGAAAUUCGACCUGUCUUCCAUGAAGGUAGAGGUGAAGAGGGAACCUCCCAUGUCCAGCCAAGGAAGAAACGAUGCCAAGAGGGAUAAUGCACCCCUCACGGGGAAUGAUACGAAAAAGCAGAUAGAUACCAAGCGGGUUCGCACGGAUCACAAACAAAUCACCCUGACAAAUUACUUCGUAAAAAAGGAGGCGACGAAGACAGACGAAGACACAGCACUGGUCGUGUUCGAGGAUAAGGAGUACGAAGUUCAAAAGUUGGAGGCACCUAAGCCGGCUCUUUACAACACCAACGUGGAAAAACAUGUAAGCAGUACCAAGUACGACAGAGUGUACCCAUGUGAAUGUGAUGAUAUAAGCAGCAUAAGGAAGUUGAAAAAAAUUUGCGAAGAAAAGGAAAAAAAGGAACUAACCGAAUGUUUGAAAAACUCCAUAUACGUAGGAGCAGUGGAUAAUUUGCACAGCCUCAUUCAGUACAAGGAUAAAUUACUCAUGAUAAAAAUGCCACUGAUCAUAAAAGAAAUAACCUACCAAUCGAUCCUCAACCGUAUUGGGAGAAUUCCCCCCUUCAAGUUUGACCCUCCAAUUCCUCUGUACGAUUUGUUACUAGUUGCCGUGAACAACUCCCACUCAGGUUACUUCGAAAACCCAGACUACGCAACGAAGAACAUGGAAAGGAUCUGUAACGAAUUGGAACAAGUGUUCUACUCCUAUGAGGAAAUGUAUGCAGAUUAUUUUUCCCUCAUUAUUGAGGACGGUUGUGUGUGUACCUUCCCCGCAUGCUGUGGGGAGUAUUUUCCUGGACAAGAGUUCCUUCCCCUCCUCUUCUUAAGACUCGCCACCCAGGUAGACUAUGAGAAGGAACUCAAUUGCAUCAACGGAAUAUGCUACUUGAUAGCCAAUUUUUAUUCCAAAGUUACUCUCCUCGAUGAUAAGGAAUGGACAUUCCAAAACGAGUUACUCAUGCUGAAGGAGAAGGAAAUACAAAUGUUACAGGGUCAAGCGGAUGCAGAAGGGGGAGGAAAAGGAUCCCCUCUAGCCAACGACGAACAAAGCUACCACUUCGAAAAUAUCUUGGGGGACGAAACCGUUGUGGAUGUGAAUAGACAUUUGGCUGCCUCGAAAAAUAUAAACCUCGUUUUUGAAAAAUACUUCUUCCCCAUGAUUCAGUUGAACACCGUCAUGAGGGUCCCCCGCACCUUCUCCACCAAUGGGUACAUCAUCGAGUUGACCUCCCUCAACCAGCUGUACAAGAUAUUCGAGCGUUGCUAG